AUGGUGACAAGCGUUGGUAUCACUGGGCAAGGCGCAAUUGGGAAGACGAGACUUGCCGAGGAGGUUUUCAACAGGAUCUUCCGCGUGAUUGUGACCAGCCGAGACAGAGACACCCUCGGGCGCCUCACCUUCAUCCAUGAAGUGGGUCAACUCAAGCACGAGGAUGCAAGGAUGCUUUUCGAGCAGCAUGCCAAACUGGACGCCGGACUGGAUCGAAGCCUGGUGGAAGAGAUUGUGGGCGAAUGCAAGGGCGUACCCCUGGUGCUCGAAAUGGCUGGUUUGAUGCUCCAAGGGAAAAGCGAUGAGCGCGACUGGAGAGGCGCCAAGAGCAAGUUAAGCUCCUAUCCAGAAGUUGUGGACAAGUUGCGCAUCAGCCUGGAGCCGCUGCAUCAAAGAGAGAGGGAAAUCUUUCUCGACAUUUGCUGCUUCUUUGGAGAGGUGAGCAGGGCAAGCGUUUGCUGGAUCUGGGAAGCCAUGGAAGACGUCGAGGAGAGCAUGAUGAACCAUGAUAUCAAAGUCUUGUUGACAAGCACUUACUGCGGCUGGAAAGCUUGA
This is a messenger RNA of Selaginella moellendorffii, 555 nucleotides long. RefSeq names its product TMV resistance protein N. The transcript is spliced from 2 exons. The coding region runs from base 1 to 555 and encodes 184 amino acids. The record is from RefSeq and is a predicted model, not a curated record. Gene Ontology annotation, molecular function: ADP binding. Gene Ontology annotation, biological process: defense response to fungus. Lineage: Eukaryota; Viridiplantae; Streptophyta; Lycopodiopsida; Selaginellales; Selaginellaceae.